Molecule: messenger RNA, 1718 nt
Organism: Helianthus annuus (common sunflower)
Lineage: Eukaryota; Viridiplantae; Streptophyta; Magnoliopsida; Asterales; Asteraceae
Product: probable sphingolipid transporter spinster homolog 2
Exons: 15
Coding region: 226-1692 (488 amino acids)
Biological process (GO): transmembrane transport
Cellular component (GO): membrane
Molecular function (GO): transmembrane transporter activity
Source: RefSeq, a predicted model, not a curated record
UCCAGAGAGUCACGGAACACCACUUAAGAACACCAUGACACAAGAAACAAACAGAAAAUAAGCAAAUUAAGAUGAGAAUUUGACACCUGUUGGCAUUAUAACAAAAAGGAUAUUAUGGAUUUCUUCAUGGACAACACAUUUUUUUUUGCAGUUUCUUCAAGAACAAACCUCCACUGAUAUCUUUUGUACAAAAACAAUAACAAAUAAUCACAGGCAUUACAUGAAAUGGGUGCAGCAGAGGAAGGAUCCGAUAAGCGGGUAAAAAAUGAGGAAUAUACCAAUCCGUUUGAUGAUCCGGUCGAGAAUGAUUCGACUGAUUCAUUGGAGUCUUCAUGGUUUACCCCUAAGAGGUUGCUUGUGUUAUUCUGUGUGAUAAACUUGGUAACGUAUUUGGAUCGUGGAGUGAUCGCGAGUACGGGUGUGAAUGGUGUUCCAGAAACCUGCAAUUCAAAUGGAGAAUGCACACAUGGUACUGGAAUUCAGGGUGAGUUCAAAUUGAAUAAUUUCAAGGAUGGUAUUCUAUCUUCUGCUUUUAUGGUUGGGCUUCUUUUGGCAUCUCCAAUAUUUGCAUCAAUGGCCAAGAGCUUCAACCCCUUUAGGCUCAUUGCAGUUGGGUUGUCAGUUUGGACGUUAUCCGCAAUUGGUUGUGGGAUUUCCAUUGGUUUUUGGACAAUUACAGUUUGUCGAAUGCUAGUUGGUGUUGGGGAAGCUUCUUUCAUAAGUCUCGCGGCUCCAUUUAUUGAUGAAAACGCACCUGUAACUCAGAGAUCAGCAUGGCUGGGAAUAUUUUACAUGUGUAUACCUACUGGAGUUGCCCUUGGUUAUGUUUACGGUGGAUUGGUUGGAGGUGCUUAUGGUUGGCGUUAUGCAUUUUUCGGUGAGGCAAUUUUGAUGUUGCCAUUUGUUAUUAUGGGUUUUUUUAUGAGUCCAUUGCAACUCAAAGGUAUUUCACAUGAUAAAGAUGCCACUUCAAAUAAAUCUUUAGGGUCUAGUCACUUUUCUAGGUUUUGUGAAGAUGUAAAAUCUCUUUUGAAUGAGAAGAUUUAUGUAGUAAAUGUUUUAGGUUAUAUUUCAUACAAUUUUGUCAUAGGGGCUUAUUCAUAUUGGGGACCCAAGGCUGGCUAUAGCAUAUAUCAUAUGACAGACGCUGACUUGUUGUUCGGAGGGAUAACAAUCGUCGGUGGUAUCGUGGGGACAUUAACCGGCGGUUUUGUUCUGGAUUAUAUGAAUUCAACAAUCCCUAAUGCUUUUAAGCUUCUUUCAAUAGCAACAUUUUUUGGGGCAGUAUUUUGCUUUGCUGCCUUUUGUUUCAAGGACAUGUACAUGUUUAUAGUUUUCUUUCUAAUUGGGGAGAUACUGGUUUUCGCCACUCAGGGUCCAGUAAACUUUGUGUCUAUUCAUUCUGUUGACCCGAGCUUGAAACCAUUGGCUAUGGCUAUGUCUACUGUCUCUAUUCAUGUCUUUGGUGAUGUGCCUUCAUCUCCACUUGUUGGUGUUAUGCAGGACAAGCUAAAAAACUGGAGAAAAUCUACUUUGAUCUUGACUUCAGUACUGUUUUUGGCAGCUGGAAUAUGGUCUAUAGGCAUCUUUCUUCCUAGCGUUGAUAGAUAUAACGACGAUAACGAGAACCCAACAGCACCUUCAAAUGAGAACAAGGCGGCCAAAAAAACUGCAGUUUCUCCCGAGCCAUGAACAUGGUAACUUCAUCAACGCGUUUU